Molecule: messenger RNA, 1288 nt
Organism: Branchiostoma floridae (Florida lancelet)
Lineage: Eukaryota; Metazoa; Chordata; Leptocardii; Amphioxiformes; Branchiostomatidae
Exons: 6
Coding region: 1-1194 (397 amino acids)
Biological process (GO): regulation of signal transduction
Molecular function (GO): G-protein alpha-subunit binding
Source: RefSeq, a predicted model, not a curated record
AUGGCGGCUAGCAGGAUUCGUGACUGGCGACCCCACCGUCUCCAGGAGGCGCAGAGCCUGCUGGUGCAGCCGCUGCUGCAGUACUGGUUACCGCGCUUCCUGCGCAGUAAGGACCAGGGCUCCCCUCUCAUCAGCUACGAGGGGAGCGACGUUUCUGUGGAGUCCCUAGGGCGCCCUACUUCAGCAACAUCUCUCGGGUUCGACACGGCGGAUGUGACGUCACGGCCCCAGUCCUGUAUCCCCAGACUCCGGUCUUCUACAGAGGCAGCCAGACGCAUCUACGGAGGCGGCCAAGGAAAGGCCGACGAAUUUGAAAGAUUCAAGACAAGUGUCACCAGGUCCAGAAGCGCCCGGAACACACACAACCACUCCAGCACCCCUCAAGUCGACCAGCUCCAGUCAGAAUCAAACAUCACUUGCACAAGACCGUCUUCGAAAAACAAGAAAAGUGUCGACGACGCAAAACAGAAACGAGAAGAACUUAGGAUGAAGAAAGAACUGGAAAGGCGAUUUCCCAUAACGAAAGUGCGGCCUAGAAAAUCGUCCUCCUCUACAAGACGACCGAAGAGUAGUCCCAGUACCGGUGCUGACAGUAAAAUAGUGUCAUUCUGCCUCUCCGCAACCCGACCACCUACAGCACCGAACAACACAGGGAGGGGUACGCCAACUAAAAAGUGUGAACACGAAAGAAAAGUGGAAACUAAAUCCCCAGGGAAGCAACCCAACCGUCCCAAAACUGCAGGGGCCCAACCUGAAGAACUGAGCAGUGACACACAGGAAACGGAAGUGACGCAAGUUGAGCAGACUCUAGUUCUUGACAAACGAGCCGGGAACUUUUUCGAGCAGUUCUGUGAGGCGUCAGGCAACAAGAUAUGGGUGAACGCUGUAGACUUCUGGAGGGACUUGCAGGAGUACCGGCGCCUGUUCAACACGGAACCCCGCCAGGACUACAACAUCCAGCGGAAAGCUAGGCGGCUGUACUCACGAUACAUCGUGACGGGGGCGUCCCGGAGUAUCCUCUGUCCUGUAGACAUAUCCUUCGAGGUGGGGUGUGCCCUGUCGGCAGAGGCGCACAGCCAGGACAACUUCUCAGCUGUGGAGGACCACGCCCUGCUGGUGCUGAAGGAGGCCUGGCUCGCCAUGAGGAGUGAGGAGGCUGACCUGUUGGUGGGACCGCUGAAGAUACCACACUGAGGGGAGCAGACUCCGUACAUCCGUCUCCAUACAUCUAUUAGGCCAUCUUGAUUUGAUUAUAUGGAUGACAUCACCUGGGAACCCCAAAAUUGGU